Molecule: messenger RNA, 1452 nt
Organism: Iphiclides podalirius (scarce swallowtail)
Lineage: Eukaryota; Metazoa; Arthropoda; Insecta; Lepidoptera; Papilionidae
Source: the annotation of a GenBank genome assembly
AUGGACGCUAUGGUUAAAGAAAUUUUGCAUAAGAAAGCAGGACAUAGAGAAAGCAUUAAUGGAGAGCAUAGAUUAAAGAAUUUACAUGAUAGAUAUGUGGAAUCUACAAUAAGGCUCAAAGAAUUGUAUGAAGAUAAAGAUGGUUUACGUAAGGAGGAAAUUGCUGCUCUGUCUGGUCCUAAUGAAUUUCAAGAGUUUUAUGCUAGAUUAAAACAAAUAAAGGAAUUUCACAGAAAACAUCCAAAUGAAAUUUGCGUGCCUAUGUCUGUCGAAUUUGAAGAGUUGGCAAAGAUAAGAGAAAAUCCUUCAGAAGAUUAUACAACCCCAGUUGAAUUCACAGAUGAAGAAGGUUAUGGCAAAUAUUUAGACUUACAUGAAUGUUAUGAAAAAUAUAUCAAUUUGAAGGGUAUUGAGAAAGUUGACUAUAUCACAUAUCUGAGCAUAUUUGAUCAUUUGUUUGAUAUUCCACGCGAAAGGAAGAACAGUGACUAUCGCAAUUACAUUCGUGCUUUGUUAACCUAUCUCAAGGAUUUUGUGAGUAGAAUCAAGCCUUUGUUAGACCAAGCCCAAGAAAUGGCCACAGCUCAUCAAGAUUUUAUCAAACAAUGGGAAUCGGGUACUUUUCCCGGUUGGCCGAAAGAAACUGGCGGUGCAUUAACAAAUGUUGGUGCACAUUUAGAUUUAUCGGCUUUCUCAUCAUGGGAAGAAUUGGCAUCUUUGGGUUUGGACAGAUUGAAGUCUGCUCUCAUGGCCCUUGGUCUAAAGUGUGGUGGAACUUUAGAAGAAAGGGCACAAAGAUUAUUUAGUACAAAAGGUCAAACAGCUUUAGACAAGUCACUGGUGGCAAAGAAGGGUGCCACUAAGGCCAAGGCUUCUACUCAACAACGUCACAAAGAUGUUGCAGCAAUUGAAGCUCAAGUUUACAGAUUUGCAAAUGUAGUCAGCGGUACUCGUACUGCUACAAUAGAGAACGUUACGCGACGUGCUGCUCGUGCUGCUGGUGAAAGGAGGGACGAGAGUGAUGACGAAAGCGAUGCGUCAGCUGCCCCCGAUGUUGACUCGGAUGAUGAUGAAGUGCCAUACAAUCCCAAGAAUUUGCCACUCGGCUGGGAUGGAAAGCCUAUUCCAUAUUGGCUCUACAAGCUUCAUGGAUUGAAUAUAAGUUACACUUGUGAAAUAUGUGGUAAUUACACAUACAAGGGGCCGAAAGCAUUUCAAAGACACUUUGCUGAAUGGCGCCACGCUCAUGGAAUGCGGUGUCUUGGUAUACCAAACACAGCUCAUUUUGCUAAUGUCACUCAAAUUGAAGAUGCACUUGCAUUAUGGGAGAAAAUAAAAAAUCAAAAGGAGAAUGAAAGGUUUGUUGCUGAAAAUGAUGAAGAAUACGAGGAUUCUCAAGGAAAUGUUGUCAAUAGAAAAACUUACGAAGAUUUGAAGAGACAAGGACUUCUA